CGUCAACCAACCAACCAACCAAGGAUCUACCUUCAUACCCCUACCCCUCUUCCAGCGCAGCAUCCGUCCGUCGUACAGAUCACCCCCUUCAAGUUCUUAAGCGGGGUAACCACGUCCCAGCUACAUAUAUCUAUUAACUUCUUAUUUGUCUGGCCGGUCGUACCUACCUACCUUAUUCAAAUCUCACUAUAUCGAACGUUCCCCUGUCGACGACAAAUAUCCAGCGCACCUACAGAAAAAAAUGACCAAAGUACUCGUUCCCGGAUCCCGGUUGGAGGGGAAAGUCACUAUUGUUACGGGAGCCGGAUCCGGUUUCGGCGCCGCCAUCGCGCAACGGUUCGCCUCCGAAGGGGCUAAAGUUAUCAUCGCGGAUAUUAGUCCCGAAGGGGGACAGAAGACCGCGGCUCAGGAUCCCGAGAACCUCGUGUUUGAGCAAAUGGAUGUGACUAAGGCGGAGGAUUGGAGUCGGGUGGUGGAACGGGCGUUUUCGCAGUUCGGGAGGUUGGAUGUGUUGGUGAAUAAUGCGGGGGUGACGUAUCGGAAUAAGCCGACGGUGGAAGUCACCGAGGAGGAGUGGGAACAGGUGUUCAAUGUGAAUGUGAAGGGGAUUUUCUUGGGCAGUCGGGCGUUUGUGACUCGGGUGAUUGAGCAGGGGCAGGGAGGGUCGAUAAUUAAUAUCUCGUCAACGGGGGCGGCGAGACCCCGGCCGGGGUUGGUGUGGUAUAAUGCGUCCAAGGGGGCGGUGUCGAAUGCGACCAAGGGUCUGGCGGCUGAGUAUGGCCCGCAUAAUAUCCGGGUGAAUUCGGUCUGUCCUCUUCUGUCGGCUACGCCGUUGUUCAGCCUGUUCACGGGGAUGCCAGAUACGCCAGAGAACCGGGAGAAGUUUAUUGGGAAUGUGCCGCUGGGUCGGCUCACGGAGGCGGACGACGUCGCGAAUAUGUGUCUGUAUCUGGCUAGCGAUGAGGGUCGCUUCAUCAAUGGGACGGAGAUGAUCAUCGAUGGUGGGAAGUGUAUCUAGUCUGCGAAGGCCGAUGAAAACGGGUGCUAUGCACAAUGAUUUC
Molecule: messenger RNA, 1061 nt
Organism: Aspergillus sclerotioniger CBS 115572
Lineage: Eukaryota; Fungi; Ascomycota; Eurotiomycetes; Eurotiales; Aspergillaceae
Product: short chain dehydrogenase
Exons: 4
Coding region: 242-1018 (258 amino acids)
Source: RefSeq, a predicted model, not a curated record